GGCGCGGCACGGCACGGCUACAAACCCCGCCCGCGCAGAGAGAAAAGCGAGCGCGAGAUGGAGAGAGGGGGGUGGGGGUUUACUUACACCGAAUCAGGGUGCCAGUUAUUGGUGUUGCCGCCAUAGGUGGAGGUUGCAUGCGAGCGUGUUCGGAUUAAAGCUGUGAUCAUCAACGGCUCCCCGCUGCGCCGGUCAGCGUGACGCACAGAAAGUGGAGGCGCACCGUGACCGGAGUCCCAUUGGAUUAGAGCCAGUGGCAGCGGAGGGAUCACCAAGUUGAGAUGGUGUAAGAGCUUGUGGUGUGUGUUUGUGUGUGAGGAGGAUGCUCCCGUCUCGCGGUUGUUUUUGUGCGAUAAGUUUGGACUGAACAGAACGGAGCGGAGCGCGCGCGUCUACCUGGGAUGUAUUUCUUUGAACUGCAAUAAGAGAAAGGGGAAAAAGAAAAAAGGAAAAAAAGGUCAUGUGGACGCAGUUUGAAUCUGUGGAGAGGUUUGCUGUGUGAGAGGAGCGGAACAAAGCGUGCGCCAGGCUGAAUCCCCAACACAAAUCUGGGUAAACAUACAUGACGGCCGGUUUUGACGUUGUGUUGUAUUGAUGAGCAACAAUACCGGUGAUAAAAUUACAAACCGAGUGAAUUCUGGAGUGUUAUUCAUUGUGAUUUUUUUGUUUGUUUUUUUUUUCUUUUUUUUGGAGAAAGAGGGGGAUCUAAUCCAGGUGGCGCAUCUAUCUCCCCGGCUGCGCGUAAUGGGAGAAAAGUUUCGGACCUUGCAGAGGAGACGCAAUCGCAGCAUCCCGCCGUCGACGCGCUUAUAAAUAACAUGUGAAUUCCUGCUGUUCCGUUCGCGCGAGACGAAGUUUGAAAGUGAAUUUCAACCAUUCAGUAUGACUUGAAAGAGCCUUGGCGUUAUCGGAACUCACGUCAAGCCAAGUUAACGAUCCAUGAACCGCGGAACCGAUUUGUCCAAAGACGCGCAGACGGACAUUCAUGAUCUGAAGAGGAUUUCUGCAGCAGCAGCAGCGCAGUGAAAGCCUGAACCCAGUGAGACAGAGAGAGAGAGAGAGAGAGAGAGAGAGAGAGAGAGAGAGAUCCCCCUGGAUGUCUAUGAUGUUGUGCCAGCUCGGGCAGAGGUGUGUGAUGGAGGUGGUGGUGCUGACCAUCCUGUCCUGGGUGUCCGUGUGGGCAGAGGAGAAGAUCAUAUUUGACAGACACGCUGUCUACUGGAACAGCUCCAACCCCAAGUUCUGGCACGGAGAGUACAGGGUGGCAGUGAACAUUAAUGACUAUCUGGACAUCUACUGUCCUUACUACGAGGGUCCUCCAUCCCAUGGGCGCAUGGAGCGCUACAUCCUGUUUAUGGUCAACCACGAGGGCUACACUUCCUGCCAGCACAGGAUGCGUGGCUUCAAGCGCUGGGAGUGCAACCGUCCCAGCGGUCCUGACGGACCCCUGCGCUUCUCAGAGAAGUUCCAGCUCUUCACUCCCUUCUCCCUGGGCUUUGAGUUCAGGCCUGGACACGAGUACUACUACAUCUCGUCUCCUCACCCAAACCAUGUGGGGCGAGCAUGUCUAAAGCUGAAGGUGUAUGUCAGACCUCCAGAUGGGUCGGGAUAUGAUUCUCCGGAGCCCUUCCUGACUGAUGGAGGUCCAAGCUGGAGGCCAGGGUCCAUGACCCUGUUAGCUGUUCUGGCCUCACUGCUCCUAGGACUCUUCUCCUGGCUGUGACCCCUCUCCCUCUCCUCCUGGAGCUCCCACCCAGGGUCGCUGGGCUGGGCUGGCUGUCCCUCUAAAUCCACCACCCCUCAGGGAAGCCCUCUGUCUCCGUCUCCGUAUCCUCCCCCCACCUCCGCCCCUCCCACCUCCACCUCUAUACGACCAACAACCCCCGCCCCUCCCACCUCCACCUCAAUACGACCAACAACCCCACCCCCCCCUGCCAGCCCCCUCCAUGGCCCAGCUACGGACACCGUUUCCAGCCCUGGCUGAGAGGGUUUGGUCUUGAGCUGUCUGGGAAACUGCGCUUCAUCUCUGAUCCCCAAAUUCUGGGUGGAACAGCAGCUCUCAGCUGAAAAACACAAGGGAAAUGUCUCUGCACUCAUAUCAGGGGGUCCUUUUGAUUUGUUUAUUGACUCUUGGCCACUGAUGGGGUAGAUGUAGCCGCGGCUAUGAUUAAACUUGUCGUUCCAGUGCAAUUCCUAUCAUCCAAUCACGGCAGGAUGCAUUAAGCGAUAGGCCUGAAUGCACAAAAAUUGGAUUUUUUUCUCACAUUGCUAUCCCAUCGUCAAACCAAGAAUUGGAAGUGGCCAAGCUUGCAUUUUAAUUGGAAUUCUAUACUACCUGGACCAGUUCCAACUGCAACGAGUAGAACAGCAAACCUAUAGCGAUGGAGAGGAGAAAAGUGACCUGGCCUGUGCAGAAAAGAAAGGGAAACAGAUUCAAAUAAAUAUGGCCAUAUGGGAAAUGUAAUGUUAUAUGUGUUGAUAUUUUCAGACCCAGUGUAGAUUCACAGCAAUGUGAUAUAAAUACUUUUUUUUUUAUGAGAAGCUUUAAUAUCACAUUAAAAUGACAAGUAUAAUCAUAGCCUGUUAUAG
Perca fluviatilis (European perch) is the source of this 2589-nucleotide messenger RNA. RefSeq names its product ephrin-A2-like. Gene Ontology annotation, cellular component: plasma membrane. Lineage: Eukaryota; Metazoa; Chordata; Actinopteri; Perciformes; Percidae. Gene Ontology annotation, molecular function: ephrin receptor binding. Bases 1097 to 1723 code for a protein of 208 amino acids. The transcript is spliced from 4 exons. The record is from RefSeq and is a predicted model, not a curated record. Gene Ontology annotation, biological process: ephrin receptor signaling pathway; axon guidance; osteoclast differentiation.